CUGGAUCUCAGAAGGAAGGGCCUUUGCUUGCUUCAGGAAAUCAGACCUGCUUUUGAACUGGACUAUUUUGGCUCCCCUUGUAAGAACUCUGGUGGCUCUCUCAGCCCUGCAGGCUCCUAGACUCCACAGUACAUGGAAAAAUGCAAGCUUUACCAGACGUGAAAGCGCCGUGUGAGGCACUUCCCUCCCCCAGCCUGGAGCCCCACCUGCAGAGCUCCAUUGUGGUCACCCUUGAGGACAUGGGUCUCUGGAUGAAGUUUCAUCAGAUAGGAACUGAGAUGAUCAUCACCAAAUCCGGCAGACGAAUGUUUCCACACUGCAAAAUCAAAGUCUCUGGCUUAAUCCCGUAUGCCAAGUACCUCAUGCUGGUAGAUUUUGUGCCAAUGGACAACUUCAGGUACAAGUGGAAUAAAGAUCAGUGGGAAGUUGCUGGAAAAGCAGAGCCCCAGCUCCCUUGUCGCACCUACAUCCACCCAGAUUCCCCAGCUCCUGGCAACCACUGGAUGAAAGAAUCUGUCUCCUUCCAAAAACUGAAGCUCACAAACAACACUCUGGAUCAACACGGGCAUAUCAUCCUCCACUCCAUGCACCGUUACAAGCCUCGCUUCCACAUUGUGCAGGCAGAUGACCUCUUCAGUGCCCGCUGGAGCAUCUUCCAAGUCUUCAGCUUCCCUGAGACUGUCUUCACUUCUGUUACUGCCUACCAGAAUGAGCAGAUUACAAAGCUCAAGAUCGACAACAAUCCAUUUGCGAAAGGUUUCCGUGAGCAUGGGAAGAAUGCUCGAAGGGAAGGACGAGCCAAAUGCCAGAAGCCUAGUCCAGACAAGGGCCAGAAGAGGAAGCUGCCAGAGGAAAAGGAGUCCGGUGCUGAGGAACGUGAUCUUGAGAAAGAUGAGAAUAUAGAUGUAAAGGAAGAGAGUAACCCUGUCGUGGUCAGUGGUGGAUACCCCUUCUGGGUCUCGGAGCAGAAUGGCAGCCAUGCUUUUCCUGCAGCAUCGCCGGUGCCAGCUGACCAGAGGGAGGGUCUGGCCAGAGAGCAGCAAGUGCCUACACCAUCCUACCAGACAUAUCGGUUCCACGAAGCUGGGGACAGCCAGCAGCUUCCCACCCGUGAUGCCGCAACCUUGAAUGAUUUCCGGGCAAGGUGCCACCCUUUGGAUCUCGCCACGGUGCCCGAGCAUGACUCCAAACAGCUCCCAGAGGGCUUCACCAACCUGCCUCCACUCCCCCCGCCUCUGCCUCCUCCCCAGGACUACACAGGAGUGGUGAACAUGGCUCUAGACUCUGUCGGGAAACCCGGGGCCCGAGCGCCCAUGUACAGUCCCUACGGCACCGAGCAGGGCCUCGGCCAGUGGAUGGUGCCUUCCCACAGCCAGUACAGGGCAAUGAGCUACUCGGCCUUCUCCACGGAGUACAACACACAGGGGGCUCCAGGACAUGCCCAUGGGACCAUGGCGGAGUGGAGCCAGUACCCUCUGUUCCCCUAUGCCUGCUGGUGAACAACAGCUACGCUUCCCAGUGAAAAAACUGAAAGCAAAUUGUAAAUGAGAUUGAAUUUGCUCUGGGGUGUUGACCUUUUGAAGCCUUGCCUACAGCAGGCAAAGAGAUACUGCUGCAAACAGUAGCAUGGGACACCUUCACUUCCUUGUCUCCUUGCACAACAACCCUCACCAUAUUUCACCAGCAGUGGCUAAACUGGUGGCUGCCCUGGCCGUGUCAGUGUGGGUAUGGCUGAAUCAAUGUGUUCUGCAGUGUUGUUUUUCCCAGCAGGAGUAGAAAUCCACAGGAGCUGCGAGAGCAGUAUUUAAAGAGCUGCCAAACUCUCAGUCCCAGACUGUUUGCAUCUUGCAUUUGGCAGUUUCUAGAAUCCCUCCCAGGACUUCUGUGCAAGGAGAUAGGGGCUGAGGAGUUUCAGUAAGCAAUCCAGGUGGCCAAGAAGCUGUAGAGAAUUAUUGCAAAGACAAGCAGAGCAGGCAAUCCCAGUGCCUCCUUGAGCAGUUUCCUCACUUAGUAUAGUCAGACUGAAGCUAGAGUCUUGCCUUUCUUCCAGCAGCAUGCAAGGGUAAAAUACACAGCAACACGUGUGUGUCUGGAGCACAGCAGUGGGCCGUGCAGGCAGGGGCGUUUGUCCCAUGCAGGAGAAGCAGCAGAGCUGUGUGUUGUAUCUGCGUGUCCCCUGUGCCCAUCCCGCUUCUGUCACCCCUAGAUCCGAGGUUAGUGAAACACUCUUCUUUCGGCCGGUGGUGGAGGGAGGCUGUUCACAGAGUGUGGGGGGCUGCUCUGGGGGGUUUCCAAAGGCCUGUGGUUGUCAGAAACGGGGCCACGAACAGCAGUGCUGGCUGUGUCACUGCGGCCUCUUCCUUUCAAGGGAAAGGAAACCUAUCACUGCAAACUGUCUCUUUUCUUCCACCCCUUGCCACCCCUGGAGAAUAUAAUUUACAGUUGUGGUUACGUUGCUACACUCUGAGCGAGGGCUGUCCAUAGCCAGUUCUCACCAGCCAGGCUUUGCUCCUCAGGCGUAUACUUUAAUGAAUACCCUGUGGCACUGAGCUGUGUGCUGCACUGCUGGUGUGCUCGGCGCCUCCCAGCUGGUCAGCAAAGUCAUCUUGCUGCUGUCUGGAAGCCUGUAAGGAUCAGCUUCCAUGUUUAGUUAUCAAAGCAGUUUCACCUCCCUUACCUCUGUGGUCCCAUUGUGGGGAGGAGCUGUUCUGCCAGUGAGCAGCCUACGCACUGCCUUGCAAAGUGGAUUUCUUUUUAUCUUCACUUUAGAAGGGGGAAGCAUCCCUCUUUGCCCAGGUGGCAGAAUGGCCCUGGCAAUGGGGCCUUUUUUGAGACAGGCUCUUUGCUUCUCAG
Athene cunicularia (burrowing owl) is the source of this 2853-nucleotide messenger RNA. RefSeq names its product T-box-containing protein TBX6L. Bases 141 to 1499 code for a protein of 452 amino acids. The record is from RefSeq and is a predicted model, not a curated record. Gene Ontology annotation, cellular component: nucleus. Gene Ontology annotation, biological process: cell fate specification; regulation of transcription by RNA polymerase II; positive regulation of DNA-templated transcription. Gene Ontology annotation, molecular function: DNA-binding transcription factor activity, RNA polymerase II-specific; RNA polymerase II cis-regulatory region sequence-specific DNA binding. The transcript is spliced from 9 exons. Lineage: Eukaryota; Metazoa; Chordata; Aves; Strigiformes; Strigidae.